This is a messenger RNA of Salvelinus fontinalis (brook trout), 2850 nucleotides long. RefSeq names its product RPE-retinal G protein-coupled receptor-like. Gene Ontology annotation, biological process: visual perception; G protein-coupled receptor signaling pathway; phototransduction. Lineage: Eukaryota; Metazoa; Chordata; Actinopteri; Salmoniformes; Salmonidae. The transcript is spliced from 7 exons. The record is from RefSeq and is a predicted model, not a curated record. Gene Ontology annotation, cellular component: membrane. Bases 498 to 1388 code for a protein of 296 amino acids. Gene Ontology annotation, molecular function: G protein-coupled receptor activity.
GUAGGUCCUACCUAUCGAAAUAAGAGAGAGAUCCUUCAUCUUCACAUGGCAUAUAAUGUUUAGCCUACUAAGUAUACUAAGGAUAAAGUAUGACCUGUAGGUUUAGAGUUCAGUUAUAAUAUAAAGUCUGUUAUUGGUCAUUAGUAGCCUACAAUUUGAGAUAGUCGGUUUCCCUGUCAGUUAAGCGCAUGCAAAAUUGGUGCGCAGAAACCACUUCAAUUAAACACGACCGUUUGGGGAAUAAUGAUUUUUUUUCUUCGGGAAAAUAAGAAAUAGUUGUUACCCAGUGUGUAUCAAACUCUUCUGCUAUUGCGCCACUUUUUUUAGUACAUUCUUGUAGGGAUUGGUAAGGGUUUUACAUCAGAUAAGUCCUUGCAUGCGUUUUCACGUGAAAGAGCCUUUAUAAGGAGUUCAGUCAAAACUCUGACACUUUCAGACGCGAGAAUAAACGUCGAGGAACUAUCUGUAGUGUCCGACAAUCAUAGUGGCCAUCAAAAAUGGCAGCAUACACAUUACCGGAGGGAUUCUCCGAUUUUGACAUGUUUGCAUUCGGUACCGCUCUUCUUGUUGGGGGUCUUGUUGGAUUCUUCCUCAACGCCGUUUCAAUAUUGGCCUAUAUUAGCGUAAAGCAAAUGCGAACUCCCAGUAAUUUCCUUGUCUUUAACCUUGCUGUGGCUGACAUUAUGCUCAAUACAACCGGCCUGAUUGCUGCAUACGCCAGCUUAUCUUACAGACACUGGCCCUGGGGUCAAGACGGAUGUAACAACCACGCCUUCAUAGGGAUGACAGCAGUCCUGGCCUCUAUCAGCUUCCUGGCUACCAUCGCCUGGGACAGAUAUCACCAAUAUGUCACCAAUCAGAAGCUGUUUUGGAGCACGGCCUGGACUUUUUCUAUCAUUAUCUGGGGGUUGGCCAUCUUCUGGGCGGCCGUCCCUCUGACUGGUUGGGGAGUUUAUGACUUUGAGCCAAUGAGGACGUGCUGCACUCUGGACUACACCAAAGGAGACAAGGACUACAUCACCUAUAUGGGAGCCCUGACUGUCUUCUACCUUAUCUUCCCUGCUUAUGUCAUGAAGUCUAACUACGACGCCAUUUACGCAUACUUCAAGAAGAUCCACAAGCACAGGUGGAACACCAGCAUACCACUGAGGGUUCUGUUGUUCUGCUGGGGACCCUAUGAAGUCAUGUGUAUCUACGCCUGCUUUGACAACGCCAAACUGGUCUCUCCAAAGCUGAGAAUGUUGCUUCCUGUUUUGGCGAAAAUGAACCCUACUUUCAACGCGUGUCUCUAUUCCUUUGGGAACGAGUUCUACAGAGGAGGGGUGUGGCAGUUCCUGACUGGCCAGAAGUUUACAGAGCCCGUCGUUGUCAAGUUAAAAGGAAGAUAAAGGAAGUUCUUGUUAGUUACAGUCAUAUAAUUAGAAUGGUCAGAGUUUCUAUGUCCAUUCUACUCAUUCUAAUUCUAUGGUUACAGUACCGUACAGGCCAUAGAAUUAGAAUGUUCCAUUCUAAUUCUAUGGUUACAGUACAGUACAUGCCAUAGAAUUAGAAUGUUCCAUGUUCCAUUCUAAUUCUAUGGUUACAGUACAGUACAGGCCAUAGAAUUAGAAUGUUCCAUGUUCCAUUCAACCAUUCUAAUUCUAUGGUUACAGUACCGUACAGGCCAUAGAAUUAGAAUGUUCCAUGUUCCAUUCAACCAUUCUAAUUCUCUGGUUACAGUAUCGUACAGGCCAUAGAAUUAGAAUGUUCCAUGUUCCAUUCAACCAUUCUAAUUCUCUGGUUACAGUACCGUACAGGCCAUAGAAUUAGAAUGUUCCAUGUUCCAUUCUACUCAUUCUAAUUCUAUGGUUACAGUACCGUACAGGCCAUAGAAUUAGAAUGUUCCAUGUUCCAUUCAACCAUUCUAAUUCUCUGCUGAAGGCCAUAUUUAAACAACAACGCCAUCCUCAUGCACUCUCAUUGCAAUAGGUUUCACAUUGGAAGAAUGCUAUCUGUACAAGGUUGUGAAGUCAAUCUUAAUUGUUUAUUUAGUUGGUUUGAGAAACCAUAUGGCAAUGUAGCUUGUCAGUAGCGAUAUGGUGACCGUCCAUUCAAAUAGACUUUGGGGGGAGGCACCUGUUCUUAGGUUAAAUGAUGUAUCAUGAUUUACUAGAGAUGAUUGGCUAGACAUGAUUGACUAGACAUUCAUUGACCUGUGUUUUAGUAGAAAUACCACAGUGCUCUUAAUGCCAUGUUCAUGUUGAGUGAUUUUUUUGAAGGUAGUAAAACCAGUGUAAUCAACUUAAAGUGGACGAGAGUGAAUUUUAGUGGAGUCAUGAUCAUGUAAAACUGAUUUUUAUAUCCAAUAGCAUUACAAUUGGCUCAUUCAUCCCCCUCCUCUCCCCUGUAACUAUUCCCCAGGUCGUUGCUGCAAAUGAGAACGUGUUCUCAGUCAACUUACCUGGUAAAAUAACGGUAAAAGAAAUAAAAUAAAUAAAAAACUUCUAGAACUCUCCCUGAUGUAGUCCUCUAAUCGCUGUCAAUAAACGCAGCAACGUAUACUGCCACGUGUUGCUCUUCAAUUUGACUCAACUGCCCAUUGAACUGGUGGGAUGCUCAACAUGCCGCUUUACUGUACAGUUCCAACGGAUGAUGAGUUGGUUUACAAUUACCAUCAUAGUCAUAAAAACCAAAACAUUCCUCUUUUAGAUGAUUUAGACUUCGUCUUCAGACGUCAAAAAGAGAUGUACCUAUCAGACCCGGGUUCAAAUAUCAGACUUCACAAAGAGAUGUACCUAUCAGACCCGGGUUCAAAUAUCAGACUUCAAAAAGAGAUGUACCUAUCAGACCCGGGUUCAAAUAUCAGACUUC